Molecule: messenger RNA, 4511 nt
Organism: Acanthaster planci (crown-of-thorns starfish)
Lineage: Eukaryota; Metazoa; Echinodermata; Asteroidea; Valvatida; Acanthasteridae
Biological process (GO): regulation of apoptotic process; nucleosome assembly; negative regulation of DNA-templated transcription
Cellular component (GO): PML body; nucleus
Molecular function (GO): histone binding; nuclear androgen receptor binding; transcription corepressor activity
Source: RefSeq, a predicted model, not a curated record
UGGUAUACACUGUACAUGUACAUCAUACAUGUAAAUAAAAAUGGCGUUUUGUGAAGAGGACGUAAUCGAAAUACUCAGUUCAGACGAGGAUAUCCUCGCAUCAGACAAGCCACAAGCGACAGAUGGACGUCAUUUAUUAGAUGAGUUCAUCAAAGUGUGCCAGCCACUUCUCAAGUCCAACCAACAAAAGGCUGUCAGCAAGCUUCUCAGAGACAAGUUCAACGAGGCAAAGGAGUCGUACACACAAUCAGAAUGCUUCAGACACUUCGUAAGGCAACGGAUCUCCGACUUGCAGACCACAAAGAAAUCUGUUUAUGUUCACAUUCAGGAAGUGAAAACUUUGCUGAUACGCGAGUCCAACACACGCAGAGUCGAGUUGACGGCGGUAAAAAUUGAGAAGACAGAGGAAGCGAAACCAGCAAUAAAGAAGGUAGUCGAGGAGAAAGUGGAUCCACAGACAAAUGAGGAGUGUGCCAAGAGUAAAAGAGAUGAUGAACAGGAUGUAAACAAGGUUCAACAGGUAGAAUUCCAGUCUGAGAGUCUUUUGAUGACCUGCGAGACGGUCAGUAGUGGUGAAUAUGCUGCAGACAAGAAAGAUCCAACUGAGAGGAGGACUGGAGGAGAGCCAGGGAGGAGCGACCAUGAAGAUGGAGCUGGACCUUCCUCAAGUCUCCCUGACCCUGCAAGCAAUUCCGUUGGGACACCUGAUGCCGAAGCCGGUUCAAUCAAGUCGCCGCCGGCUGAAGACGGGAAGGGGCAGAGCAAAGGCAAAGGCUCUAGGAAACAGAUUCAGAGAUUGGAGAAUUUGCUCCACAAAUUGGACAAGGCAAUCAAGAAACUGCAAGAAAGGGAACUAACAUUGGACGAGAUGGAUGAGAGUGACUCCACCCACAUUCAGGAAUUCCAACUCAGGAAACGUUUUGUCAAGGUGUACAACAUGCUGUGUAAAUUGAACGGUUGUGCCAUGGACACAGGACGUGUCAUAGAGCAGAGAAUCCGAUACAAAGGAACGCGCUUCCCUGAGAUCAACAGGAGGUUGGAGAGACUAGUCAACAAGAGGGACUUCUUUCCAGACUUCCAUGAUGUGUACAUUGCUGUCCAAAAGACCAAUGUGAAGAAGGACUUGGGGCUGGAUAAGAACAAGGUCAAGAGCAUUGCCCAGGAGGCCUUCGAGGACCUCGGCGGCAAGCUGCAGAAACGACGCCAGCAGGACUUCCUCCUCAAUUUCAGUGCCCACUCCACACUUGACUUCAUCAAAGCCAGAGACGAAGUCGGCGGGGACCCUGAGCUAAAGAGAAAGCUGAUGGAGAACAGAGAGCUUGCCAAGCAGAAUAUCAAGCAGGUGGAGGAUGCCUUUGUCAGGCGACAGGAGGAGUGUGAGAAGAGCGGAGUAAAUCUGGAGGCAUCAGAGCACUCGGAAUCGAACGCAUCAUCUGAAGGACCCUCUGAGGCGGAAGAAGAUAAGAAUGCACCUGUCUUGAAAAAAGCCAGGCUUGAACUGGAUGAAGAUCGUAAUGGGAAUGAAGAAAAUGGAGGCAAGGAAAAUGGACAAGAGGAUUUGAUGAAUGAAACCAAAGAAGAUGAAACAGGGGGCCAAGAUGACAAUGGUCAUGGAAGGGAUGGCUCAACGAGUCCACCCUCUCAAAUGCAGCAGCAACUUCAAACCCAAGUGCCAACUAACAAAAACACUCUCCUAAGAAAUGUGCCUCAUGCUGCCUUCCAUAAGGAGCUGUUCAGUACAAACCUUAACGCUUCCUAUAUUGCACAUAAUGGCAGCUCUGAAACAGGUUUUAACGAAAAUGGUGUGGAUCAAAAGAUUCAUUCCGUUGGUGAAAAGACACACGGUCUUGUAUGUAAUCCGGCACCUACCUCUAACAUCGGGACUGGCACACAACUGGCGCCAGUGCCGCAGUGCCCCCAGUCGCCGCAGCUGUGUUUUGACACCCCAGAGCAAGCUGUUGAAUGCUUAGGCCUCACACCAUCCCAGCCGGCAAUGCCGUCGUCCACCAUGCCCCUUGUCAUCACCAAUGUCUGCAGUCUCUCUGAUGACCCUGGGUUUUUUAAUGGGUCAGGCAAAACGGCUUGGGACGAGGGAAAAGCGACCAUUGCAAAGGUGGUCGAUGACGGGAGUGGCAGCAUUGUGAUUGAACCACCAACCCAGCAAAGAAUCAUGGUAGUCCAGUCAGGAAAAAGAGUCAAGCUUAAGACAUCCACACCAAUCACGCUGAGCUUCGAGGAUGCUGAGACCAACUCCAACACGCAGCUAAGCAAAGCGAAGUCUGACCCCAGUCCCUCCCAUCCCUCCCCCCCGCCGUCCGUCAGCAGCACCCAGCCUGAGUUGGACACCAGCCCUGAUGUGGAAGAGGUGGUGGAGAUAGCGGCCAAGAGCUUGGCCCCAACCCAGAGGGAGAAGCUGCUGGAGAGUGCAUCUAGUACCGGCACAGCCACUAGGCAGGCCCCCUGUGCCCAGCAACGAAACAGGACCGGGAUCAAAUGUACCAAGGAGGUUGUAGUCUCUGAAUCCAGCAGCUACGUCCGCUGCAACAGCUGUAUGCAGAUGUGUGCAGAAGCCAAGUGGCACAACCACUCCUGCCCACAAUCUGCUCAUGGCAGUCGCAAAGGCAUGCUGUGCAGUCCACGCAGAGCUAACUCGUGUGUUCGACAAAGAUCGGCACCGGCAGUAGUUCCCUCAAGAGCCUUUACAAACACCUCAGGUCCUUGUCAUGACCGUAAUACCGCUUUCAAAUCACUGACUGCUCAGGGGAGGGUUUUCAGCCUAAAGCCAGGGAAGAAUUUAACCCAAUAUAAGACCUCCCCAAAAUGGCAGGCAGGACCUCAACAGAGGAACUCGAGGUUUGGAAAACCGUCAAGGCAAGUGAAUAGCACCACCAACAAGGAUGAUGAGGACUCUGAUGUGGUCAUCAUCAGUGAUUCCGAACAGGGAACCAGUGAACAGACUGGGGACCAGUCAGAAUCGCCUGAAGUCAUUUGCAUUUCGGACUCGGAUUAGCACUGGCAGCUUUUGGGCCAGGCAGACUAAACGCUAUAUACAGAAACACAAAACCUUAAAAAAAAGCUUAAAAUAAGGGUGAAAGCCGGGUUAACAGAUUAACUAAGCAGCGUUUUCUCUUUUGCAUAUUCCUCUGAGAUUUUGAUGACUGCUUGCUUGAGAUUUGACACACACAUAGUGUUUAUAGACAGUACAUGAUGUCUCCGUAACGUAUACAUGUACGUGUAGACAGGUAUUCAUUACUUUAAUACUGUACAGGACAUUUUGCAUGACCUUUGAACAAGCUCAGUGACAUUGAUUUGAGAAAACAGCCAAUUUCACCUGCCUCAUUUUGUUAAAACUGAUUUUUGGUUUUAGCAGUCAUUUAAAAAUGUAAUCGCACAAUCAGGAAGAAUUUUUUUUAUUUUUUUGAACUGUCUUGUAGAUUAUUUUGAGACCAAUCCAAUCAGACUUUGAUUCAUUCAUUUAAAAAGAUCUUGUCACAUACACGUGUACUUUGUAUCGAACUGUAAAGUUUUCCCUUUGGCCUGUACUUGUUAAUGAAUGUUCGAUUCUUUAAAACUGUGAAACUUCUUCAGACGAUUGCAAACUUGUCUUGCUGCAGAAGUGAGCUCUGAAAAAUGAAAUGUGAACUAAAAGAGCGGAAGAAAAAAAAACAGUAUUGAAAAUACAUAUUUAACCUUUUUGUACCCGAAACGUGUCACAAAAUGUGAAUUACUAAUUUGCUUUGAGCUCCAACUUCACGGACAAACAGUAUAGCAAUUCUCAAUACAAUUGGUCUAUGCAGAGAGCAAGUGAGAUCUUAAGUCUACUAGCCCUACAGCCUUGAUGAGGGAAUGUAAGUUCUUUGUAUUGGGUGAAGGGCCUGAUGUCCAAGAUUGUGUAAAUACUGCAUUGAAUAGGUAAAGUGCAUCCUGAAACUUUGUUGCUUCCAAAUUCAAAUCUUCAUUUGCCCUCAGAGUAUGAUAUGAAGUUACCCCAUUUGAGGGGGGAUCACCCUUCCACAAAGCAAUGGGUCCGACCCUCUGAUGUGAAAGAGUAAACGCCACUUUUGGAGAGUUUUUUUUGAGAUUUUAGUGGUUUUGCAUUUGAAUUCACUGAUGCUCAAGAGCACUGUUGAAGUGAACAUAGCAUUGAAGUUUUUACAGGUUUAAAAAACAAAACAAAACUACAAUUGUGCAGAGUGGUUGGCUGCACGGUCUUGUUACUAUGCCAACACAUCACCAUCAUCGCAAUCAUGUGAUCACGUUGAUGGCAACUAAUUGUCAUUGCUAACUUCAAAUAACAUUCCAUUCUUAUUUGCCCUUAAAACCUUGAAAUAUACAUGCCUUAUUUUAUCAAGAGCUCUAUUGGGGCUUUAUAAAAAGUUGUUGGGGGGGGGACUUAGAAGUUGUAGAAUUUUUCAUUUUAUUCAGUUGUUUUGUUAAUCAUUUUGAUCAAAGCAUUUAAAAAGUCUUGAGUUUUAAUUGUUAAAUAAAUUUUCUACAGACAUGGACAUAUA